AUGAGUUUAAAACCGUUCACCUACCCUUUUCCAGAGACAAGGUUCCUUCAUGCAGGACCCAAUGUAUUUAAGUUCAAAAUCAGAUAUGGUGACAGUAUCAGAGAAGAAGAAAUAGAGGACAAGGAAGUCAUCAUCCAGGAGCUGGAGGAUUCUAUCCGUGCAGUCUUGGCAAAUAUGGACAGCCUGCAGCCCUUUGUUACAGAACACUUCACUGUAUUUCCCUAUAAAAGCAAGUGGGAGAGAGUUUCCCACUUGAAGUUUAAACACGGAGACAUCAUCUUGACUCCCUACCCAUUUGUUUUCACUCUGUGUGUCGAGAUGAAAUGGUUUACUGGAGAUAUGCCUACAGGAAAAUCAACAGACGAUAGUCCUCUUGAGUUGGUCCUAGCUGAGAAGAAAGCAGAAGAAACCACAAUGCGGAAACGAAAACUUGUGGAGGAGCCCAACUCCCCUAGCAGGCCAAGACUGCACAGGGCCAAGAUAGAGACUUCUAAUGAAGCCUUCAGUAAUCAGAAGCCCCUGAAGAAAAACAAGAGGAACAGGGAAGGAGAAACCCAGCAAGAAUACCAGGAUACCCCAGUUUUUGAUGCCUCUGAUGUCCAGGAACAGGAGUCUAAGUUGGAGCAUAGCCUGCCAGAGCUGGUUGUCCCUCCCCUGCAACAUAGCAACCCACCACCACCCAAAGAACCAGGAUCCAGUGGUUUCUUUGGGUUUCUAAGCACUCUCUUCCCGUUUAGGUAUUUCUUCAGGAAGAGCAGUCAGUGA
This is a messenger RNA of Chionomys nivalis (European snow vole), 765 nucleotides long. It is a transcript of the gene Majin, whose product is annotated as membrane anchored junction protein. Gene Ontology annotation, cellular component: nuclear inner membrane. Lineage: Eukaryota; Metazoa; Chordata; Mammalia; Rodentia; Cricetidae. Gene Ontology annotation, biological process: meiotic attachment of telomere to nuclear envelope; homologous chromosome pairing at meiosis. The transcript has 10 exons. Bases 1 to 765 code for a protein of 254 amino acids. Gene Ontology annotation, molecular function: DNA binding. The record is from RefSeq and is a predicted model, not a curated record.